This is a messenger RNA of Hemibagrus wyckioides, 3013 nucleotides long. It is a transcript of the gene men1, whose product is annotated as multiple endocrine neoplasia I. Gene Ontology annotation, molecular function: Y-form DNA binding; transcription cis-regulatory region binding; chromatin binding. Gene Ontology annotation, biological process: negative regulation of cell cycle; regulation of transcription by RNA polymerase II; negative regulation of cell population proliferation. Gene Ontology annotation, cellular component: histone methyltransferase complex; nucleus; chromatin. The transcript is spliced from 10 exons. Lineage: Eukaryota; Metazoa; Chordata; Actinopteri; Siluriformes; Bagridae. The record is from RefSeq and is a predicted model, not a curated record. The coding region runs from base 203 to 2053 and encodes 616 amino acids.
CACAUAGUACGGAUGGGACUUAAACUGUACCUUAGCAUGUAGCCGUGUCGAGGGUUAUUGUAUGUUGCUUGAAUGUUUUUCUAGGUACGAGUCACUGUGUUGCGCGGCAAAAGCGAGGGACAAAACAAAAGCAUGUGAAGAUAAUUUCCAGCUCAGGUAGUUCAAGUGCAACAGGUCCCUUCCUGAAAUUCAGCACCCAGCCAUGGGCCUGCGGUCAGCUCAGAAGAAGCUCUUCCCCCUGCGGGGCAUCGAUGGCGUGGUGCAACUCUUUGAGUAUGAGUUGGGAAACCCCGAGCCUGAUCUGGCCCUGCUGUCUCUGGUGCUGGGCUUCGUUGAGCACUUCCUGGCAGUCAACCGCGUGGUGCCUGUCAACGUCCCUGGAGUGCGAUUCGAACCCCUCAAUGGAGACUGCCUCAACUCCUGCUUCCCUACAGUAGAUCUAGGCUUAAUAUCAGCACUGCACGAACGCUUCACGGCUCAGAUCCGCGGCGCAGUGGAUCUGUCGCUGUACCGCAGGCCGGCCGCAGGUUCGAGCAGAGAACUAGUGAAGAAGGUCUCGGAUGUGAUCUGGAACAGCUUGAGCCGAUCAUACUUCAAGGACCGAGCCCACAUUCAGUCUCUAUUUAGUCUCAUAACAGGCACAAAGUUGGACAGCUCUGGCGUGGCAUUUGCAGUGGUGGCUGCGUGUCAGGUUCUUGGGCUGAAGGACGUUCACUUGGCCCUGUCUGAGGACCACGCCUGGGUGAUUUUUGGCAAAGGCGGUGAAGAAACGGCUGAGGUCACGUGGCAUGGCAAAGGCAAUGAGGACAGGAGAGGCCAGACAGUCAGUGCUGGAGUCAAUGAGAGGAGCUGGCUGUAUUUGAAAGGAUCCUACAUGAAAUGCAACCGUAACAUGGAGGUAGCGUUCAUGGUUUGCGCCAUCAACCCGUCUUUAGAUCUACACACAGACAGCUCUGAGCUGCUACAGCUUCAGCAGAGGCUGCUUUGGUUACUGUAUGAGCGAGGAGACUUGGACAGAUAUCCAAUGGCAAUGGGCACUCUUGCUGACCUCGAAGAUCAAGAACCUCUUGGCAAAGGAGACCCUCUCUCAAUUCACCUCAAGGCUGUGGAUUCCGCCAAGAAGUACUACAACAAUGAGCAUAUCUACCCGUUCAUGUACUUGGCUGGGUACCACUACAGACACAGGAACGUGCAGGAGGCUCUGGGGGCCUGGGCCGAGGCUGCUACAGUCAUACAAGAUUACAACUACUGCCGUGAGGAUGAGGAGAUCUAUAAGGAGUUCUUCGAUAUAGCGAAUGAUGUCAUCCCUAACCUCCUCAAAGAGACUGCUCUCGAGUUUGGAGGAGAGGGCAUUGAGGGAGCAGAUAAGGAGCAACCAAGACAGGCUGCAGCCCUCUCUGCCUUACAGGACCCAGAAUGCUUCGCGCACUUGUUGCGUUUCUAUGAUGGAAUCUGUAAAUGGGAAGAGGGAAGUCCCACACCUGUGCUUCACGUAGGCUGGGCCACCUUCCUGGUUCAGUCUCUGAGCCGCUUCGAUGCACAGAUAAGACAGAAAGUGACAAUCAUCACCAAAGAAUCAGAGCCGCAAGACGAUGACGACCAAGCCAGUGACGACCCCCGCGAAGGCCGGAGGAGAGGCCCACGACGUGAGUCCAAAGCCGAGGAAUCUGCAGGACCUUCUCCACCAGCUGCCUCUGCGACUCCGCCCUCCCAGCCUGGCCAGCCCAAAAAAGUGGGCGGAGAAGGAGGCCGGCGCCGUUCUUCAGCCGGAGGACGAGGGAAAGAGACGGACGGGAAGAACGAUACAUCUUCUCCAAACAGUCCUGUUCCUUCCCCUACCCAAGCAGUCGCAGCCUCUGGUGGUCCCGUGGUGACGUUCCACAGUGAGAAGAUGAAGGGCAUGAAGGAGCUGCUCUCAGCAGCCAAGAUCAACUCGAGCGCUAUUAAGCUGCAACUCACUGCCCAGUCACAAGUUCAGAUGAAGAGGCAGAAACCCACUCCCUCCGGUGACUACAGCCUGUCCUUCAUGAAGCGCCCUCGCAAGACUCUCUAGAAUGCUCCUUAUAAGAUUGUUUUCCUUUUCUGGCUUACUGUCACCUUCAGUAAAACCUGGGUGCCUGCAAUACUGUAGGAAGCAGUAUUUUUCAAGUUGAUGGUGAAAACUCUCAGCUCACUGAAUGGUCUUUCAUGUACCAGCACUGACUGUUAAUAUGAUCCAAUAGAAGGAUUCCCCAAUUCCAGCCCUCAAGAGCCACAGCACUGUAUAAUUUUCAUUUUUCCAUGCUCCUACUAGAGCAGCACAAUAUGAACAGACUUUUGCUACACACUGGGAUUGUGAGAUACCUUGCAAAAAUAUUAAAACAAGCAGAUGAACCCGUGACGUCACGGUCUGCAUUUAUUUACCCCAAACUUAACCAAAUCACAGCAGUAACACAAUUGUUUAAAACGUCCAAACUUAUUUAGAACAACUGCAAUUAAUCAAAAAUACAAAACAUAAUACGAAAAGGUGAUCGUUUAGAGCCAUUACAUUACCAGAACUAUAUAUAGUAGAAAAUACUACACAGUCUUAGCUAAAAAUCUGUGUUCUGCAAAUUAUUAUGUCUAAAAAGCAGCAACACUGACCUUUCUUUGGACUGGAAUUAGAGAAUUUGGCUAUAUACUAAGACUUAAUUAAAUCUUUCUGUAUUUUUAUAUUUACUUUUGUUGUAAUCGCAUAAUAUCAAUUUAAAUUGAAAACAUUGUGCCAAAGUUAGUAGUGUUUAAGAGCUAUAUACACCCCCCACCCCCCAAAUUGUGAUACUUUUGUAAGGUUUCUUAGAUAUUAUGUCCUCUGUAGUCACAUUUGGGCUACAAGCUAGACAUGCAGGUGUUUAGCAUUGCCCAACCUUCAUUUUACCUCGUCAUAUUAGUGCUACGUAAAAUGUUCAAUUUUACGCAUGUUCUUUACUUAUAAUGUCAAGGUAAAUGCUUUUUGAAAACUGCUGCUCUGUAUGAAACUAUUUUUAUAAUAAAG